AUGAUAAGCCCACACGCGGAUGCUCACUCACGACCCACCGGCGCUCGGAGAUACAUGAGCAAAGGCCAGCGCGCAUGCGACUUUUGCCGAUCUCGAAAGUCCGCCUGUCGUAUUGACGUUGCUCCACCCUGCCGUCUAUGCAGUGCUCGCGGUCUGCCCUGUGAGUUCACGAACCGGGUAGUUCGCAAAAAGCCUGCAGCCCAUGUCCAGAGAUCGUCUGCCUCAUUGAAUUCGAGCGAUGAAGAGCGGAUCCAAGAGCCUAGAUCAAGACUGUCAUCGGAACUUGUGCAGCGGAAUAUGGCGUUUAUGCCAAUGACGGGGAGUCCUGUUCCUCUUAUGUCGCCUGGAAUGGGCGACUUUUUAACCCAUGUCGAUUUGGAACAGGGGCUUGGUGGUGAUAGCCGUGACAUGGAUACCUCUGAACAGCAGCAUCCUUCUUCCGUUCCUAGUGAGGGUGAGAGAGCUAUUAUGGAUGAACUGAUGCUGAGCAUUUACGAGACGCAGGGUCUCUCCCAUAUAGAAUCUAAUUCCACCCCUGGUCGGAUCUCUCUUGACUAUCAUGCGUCGCUACCGUAUCAGUUGUGUGGGCUGACGGGUGAUAUGGACCCUUACGUGCUUCAACAUUAUCGAUUCAAUGAGCGGUCCGAGUUUGCUUUUUCUAAACUUAGGAUUCGCAAUGUUUCAGGUCCGGAAAUACCAGUGCAGUUUAUGCUAUCAAAUCGUCCUUGCAACCAAGAGUCAACCAGAAAGCAGGGAGCCACGGAAGAGGCAGCUGAACUGUCACAAAUCGUGCCCCCGGAGAUAGGAGAGCGCCUGAUUCACCUGUUCUAUCGAUUCAUCAAUGGGCAGUUUCCUAUUCUAUCUGAAGCUGGCCCACCAGUUGCUUCGAAGGCGCCGGCGCAUCUCCUAGCAGCAAUCUACUUGAUCACGCAGCCUUUUACGACAUUUGAUGAUUUCCUUUGUAUUGAGCUUGUAUACAAUCCUCCAUCACCGGAUGUAUUACUUGAUGUCGCAUGGAAAGCGCUGAACGAUGCGCUCAGUGAGCCCACAAUAGCGUCUCUCCAGGCAAUUCUUAUUCUUCUCCUGCAGCCACCCGCAGACACAUUUCUUCUUGAUAGCACAUUCAAGUGGGUGCUGUUAGGAAUGGCUGUUUCAAUAGCACAAACGCUCGGAUUGCAUCUUGAUCCCAGUCAAUGGAAUUUACCCGUUGAAGAAAUUCGAACCCGAAGACGAUUAUCCUGGCUUACUUAUGCAGUUGACAAGUGGCUAGCCUGCAGUUUCGGUCGCCCAAAUCAUAUUUCAAGGAAUAAUUGGCUAGUCACGGAGCUGGACGUGGAGGAUAUUCACCCGGAAAAUGGUGAUAAUGGUCAAUUAUAUCCUUUCGAAUUCUCAAAACUAACCGCCAUUUUGGAUAAAGUCUUAACAGAUCUUUAG
Monascus purpureus is the source of this 1434-nucleotide messenger RNA. The record is from the annotation of a GenBank genome assembly. NCBI's taxonomy places the organism in Eukaryota, Fungi, Ascomycota, Eurotiomycetes, Eurotiales, Aspergillaceae.